CGGAGCGCGCGCCCAAGAGCCGGCACGCGCCGUAUUUCGUCGCGAGAAGGAAAAUUCACACGAUCCUGCUGCGAUAGGAGGCAGCGUCCGCUCGAAGGAGGUGUGCUUGCGAUAGCUCCCCCCGCCCUCCCAACGCCGAGAAGGGAGUCCCCUGGGCAUUGCCUUGCAAGAUGGCGACCAAGAUAACCCGGGAAAUAAAAAGAAAUGCUGAAUAUUUGAAAAAUCAAGAUUCACCGGCCGCAUCCAUGUUGCAAGAAACCCCGUUUGAAAACUUGUGUCUAGCAUCUCAGGAUAUUCUUGAGAGCGCCCAAAAGCAAGGAAGAUCAAAAUGCCCCAGAUGUCAUGGCUCAAGGAUGUUCUACUGCUAUUCGUGUUAUGUUCCAGUUGAAACUGUCCCUGUUGAAGAGAUUCCUGUUGUGAAGCUUCCCUUGAAGAUUGACAUAAUUAAGCAUCCCAAUGAAACGGAUGGCAAAAGUACAGCUGUACAUGCCAAGCUUCUGGCAUCUGAGGAUGUUACCAUUUAUACGUAUCCUUGUAUUCCCGACUAUGAAGAAAUGCAACAUGAAAUUGCACUUAUUUUUCCUGGACCUAAUUCAGUUUCAGUAAGCAACAUUCCUCUCUCUCUGCAAACAAAAUGUAAGAUGGAUACCGAGGGCUCAUCAGCAGAACCAGUGGUCAAGUGUGUGAAAUUGGAGCCAAGCCACAGUAGCAUCAUGAGUGAAGAUAAACUGCCCAAGGGCAAAAAUGCACUGAAAAGAAUUGUAUUUAUUGACAGUACAUGGAAUCAAACGAACAAAAUAAUUACAGAUGAGCGGCUCCAAGGUUUGCUACAAAUUGAACUGAAAUCAAGGAAAACCUGUUUUUGGCGCCAUCAGAAAGGGAAACCAGAAACUUACCUCUCUACCAUUGAAGCAAUUUAUUAUUUUCUAAUAGACUAUCACAAGGACAUCUUAAAAGAAAAAUACGAUGGACAGUAUGACAAUUUGCUUUUUUUCUUCUCAUUUAUGUACAAGCUGAUCAGAAAAGCCAAGGAUUCUGCGGGAAAAAAAUAAAGUGUUCCUUCCUCAUGUAAGAUACAAAAAGAAAUUAUGAUCCAUUACCCUUGGUCCUUUAAUUAAGAUUUGAAUUACUGAAACAGACUUACAGGAUAGAAUGCUUAUAGUUACUGACUUACCAAUUUAAUCCUAAAUUCAAACGUAUUCAAGCAAAUCUUAAACUGAUAAGGGAAGGCUGUCAGAAACAGACCCGGACUUGUGGGCUCUAAAUAGAAAGGUUUUCCAGUUGUAUUGAACAGCAAAACUACCAGCUUUGAGUCUGUUUUUAAAGAUAGCAAAAACUUCAUUCAUUAGUUUCAUGAUGUAGGGAUGGCCUUUGGACUGUCAAGGAAGACUUGGCCUUAGUGAUUUUACUAACUAUUAAAAAUGACCAGAACAAUUACUUCAUUCCACAUCCCGAUCCCACCCCCAAAGAGAAGGUAGACUAAUUUGUUCAGCAGGGUGCUAACAGUAAAUAUGACUGGGACUGAAUUAACCUGCCAAAUUGCUUAAAUAAAGUUACAAAACUU
Molecule: messenger RNA, 1564 nt
Organism: Candoia aspera
Lineage: Eukaryota; Metazoa; Chordata; Lepidosauria; Squamata; Candoiidae
Gene: DTWD1
Product: DTW domain containing 1
Exons: 5
Coding region: 171-1052 (293 amino acids)
Biological process (GO): tRNA modification
Cellular component (GO): nucleus
Molecular function (GO): tRNA-uridine aminocarboxypropyltransferase activity
Source: RefSeq, a predicted model, not a curated record